Molecule: messenger RNA, 4054 nt
Organism: Chrysemys picta bellii (western painted turtle)
Lineage: Eukaryota; Metazoa; Chordata; Testudines; Emydidae
Source: RefSeq, a predicted model, not a curated record
GUAAUGAACUGGACUCCCCAGACAACAGGCGAUUUACUGUGGCAUUUCCUGAGGAAGCUCAUGGCUCUGAAUGGGAUGGCGAGAAGCACAAAGCUUGAGCACUGGGCACCUGAUGAUCAAACACUCAUUAUGGACAAAGAGGAGCUGGGUAUUCAUGCAGAUUUUUUUUUUCUCAGUGACACAGACACCAGUGAUUCUCUGCACCCCCUCGAUGUUCUCUGUGCUGUUCUGCUUUGCUCAGACAGUUUUCUGCAGCAGGAGAUCCUGUCCAAAAUGUCCAUGUGCCAGUUUGCCCUCCCUCUGCUGCUCCCUGCCCUUGACACCCCCAAGUGCACCCUAAUGCUGUGGACCAUGAGGGACAUUGUGAGGAAGUGGAGGCCGCACUCCCUGGCAGACAGCAGAGGGUUCUGGGAGGAGAGCCUGGUGUUCACAGCAAUGCCAACCAUUUCCUUUGUGCGGAUGGGGAACUGCAGCUUCUCCAAGUCCAAACUCCUCAAUGAGGUUCUCAGCCUCUCCCAGCAGCACCACGAUUUCUUCAUCCAUCGGGACAUGGAGUCUGGGAACGUCCCUCGGGAAAUCGCAGAUGGGCUGGUUGAGAUUUCCUGGUAUUUCCCUGCUGGGAUGGGAAAUUCAGAUCUUUUCCCAGAGCCCGUUGCGGUUACAAACCUGCGCGGAGACAUUGAGUCCCACUGGCUACAGUUCAGCUUUUUAACAGAGAUCUCCUCAGCAGUGUUCAUAUUAACAGAGAGCAUCAGUGAGAGAGAAUACGCGCUGUUAUCAUCUCUGCAGGGAUCAGCCACUAAAUACUACUUCAUCUUUAAUAAUCCGGCUGCGACAUCCAAGGAAACACUGGCAUUCCUGAACAAGUUGGCCCCAGUGCUUAAACUGAACAACUCACAUGUGCUGCAGAAAAGACGUGCCACAAAUCAGGCAGCAUAUGUAAAAGCUCUGCAGUCUGCAAUGGCAACUAUAAUGAAGUCUUCUCCCAAGAGAGUGAGUAUCGAAGCCAUGGCUGAGACUGCACGUCAGUUAGGCAUCCAGGUAGAUGAGGAUAAUAAGAAAUGUCAGAGUGCCCAUAAAUAUGCCAAGGAAAUCACCGUAAACAUAAAAGAUGUGGCAAAGUACAAGAGGGAAAAGCUGAGACUCCAGGGGGAGACCUGGAAAAACUUGGCUGAAGUGGAAAAGGAGCUGUGCCGAAUGAGAAAUCAAGGGGACAUCCCUCUGGAGAAAUAUAAGUCUCAACUGAAAAAGAAAUUAAUGGAUUUACGUGUUCAGCAGAAUAAACAUGACCUGACUGAUGCUUUGAUUACAUUUAUUACUGGACUAGGCCGACUGCCUCCCGAGGAGAAACAUUACUUCCUGAAAUGGAUGAAGUUUGACCUGGAUCACAUUGCUCGGGAGAAUCUUUCUAAACUACGGGAUCAAUAUAAAGAGAAAUGCAAAAACUCAAAAGAUGACCCCCAAAAGUUGGCAGAACUAGACAAAUUAAUCUCUGCCAGUUCCUUAGGGGUGGAGCAUUUCCUGCGUGAGUUGGGACAGUUGUAUGAGGCUGAACACGCAAUGGUGAAAGAAGGUAAACUGGCAGAAAGCCAAAGACAAUUCGUCCAUCUCCCAGGCAUAGCAGCUGACCUGAUGCUGGAAGGGUUGCCCAUGGAGCUGCUUGAUGGGGAUCACUCCAACAUCCCAUACAAGAGAAAAAUUGAAGAGAAAGUUGACAGGCUUCUGAACCAUUGCAGGAAAAGCAAAUGCAAACUAAAUAAUGAUGAACAGGAGAAAGAAUUUGAAACCAUGUGGAGAGAAACACUGUCAGAAUUAUCACUCAUUCCUUUACAGAAACGCAUCAUAUAUAAAGAAAUGGAGUUCCAUUUGAGAAGAGACCUAGAGAAUAGGGGGAGUGCAGUAUGGCGGAUGUUACAGGAUGCCAAAAGCUUGCCUACUUAUAAAACACAAAAUUUCAAAAUGAAAAAUGAAUACUUAGACUUAAAAGUGUUCAAAGGUUUCAACCUAUCAAUGUCAGCUGUGAAAGAACACUUUACACAGGAAUGCUGGCAUAAAACAGAAGUUCUAGCUAAAUCCUUAAUAUAUGAGUGCAAUAGCUACACUGAAGAAAAGGCAAAUGGCAAAGCAGAUUAUGAUGAAAUUUAUUGCAGAGAGUUGUUGCGAAUGAUUAAUGAGCAGCUUCAGCAGGCUAAUGUUCAAAACCUUCACAUCAGAGCUUGCUUUGAAGUUGACCUGAAGCUUCACAUUUUGGGGGAUGCAGCUCGUGCAUUUCAGAAGAUGCAUGAAGAAUUCAUUAAAGAAAAUGAUCCUCUGCAACGUCUGGGGAAACUGAAACCUCAGUAUCUCUCCACGUUCAAAGCUCUGUACUUAGAGAAGGAUGAAUGUCAAGACAGGGCCUGGAAUUUCUGUGAUCGGUGUCUCAGACCUGCCCUGGUGGAUUAUGUGAACAAGAGACUUGGGACAGAAAUCGUGGAUGACAUUCUCAGCAGUGAACAGUGUGCUGAAUACAGCACCCGGAGAUUUUUCCAAUUCUUUGUUCUGAAGAAGCUUUUGGAAGAAAAUGAAUUUAACAGUUAUUUGCUAUACACAAGGAAUUAUGUAGAUUUUAUCGAAAUCCAGAUACAGAAACAUGUGUUAACACGCUACAGAGAGAAGGCAAGUCUGGGAGAUUUGGAGAAAAGAAUGUUCUCCCCAAUAAUUAAUAAACUCAGUGAUGUUCUGAAAAACUCCAAAGGUGAGAAGACUAAGACAGUCUCUGCCUUUUUAGACAACUUUUGUGAGAAGCUGCAGAAGGAUCUAGUCAUUCCCAAGGACAGCUUAGAAAUGAUACUGUUUAAAAACACAGCAAGUGCAGACCAAUUUUCAGCUUUUAUAGAACAGUUUAUUCCUGAUCUGGAAAAACAAGUUUUAUCCACUUUUGAAAAUCUGGAAAUUCAGUCAAAACUCUCAAAACUUGCAGUGAAGCCCCAGGAUGAGAUCUUCAAGCGAGUGUUUGGCUGUGGGAAGCAGUGUCCAUUCUGUAAAAUUCCCUGUGACGCAGGAGCCCCUGUUCAUAAGGAGCAUUUUUCCUUAAUGCACUGGCCUAGAGGAUUAGGGGACAGCCGGUGGAAUAAAACUAGAAUACUUGCCUAUGAUAUAUGCUCCUCUUCGGUGGCUUCCAAUAACACAUUCAGAUGUAUAGAGACAAACUGGGAGUUUCAGCCUUAUAAAGAUUAUCGCAAAUAUUUUCCGGACUGGAUCAUCCAACCAGAUCCCAGCAUCACGGCUUCCGAUUACUGGAAGUUUGUUUUCAAGGAAUUCAAUCACCAGUUUGCUGAGGCGUUUGAUGCUCUCCCUGCCGAUAUCCCUGAGGAUUGGCAUAAAAUAACCAAAGAGCAGGCACUGGAGAGCCUAAAGGAAGUCUUCCUAAUGAAGUAAAAAACAGGCUGAGAAACUCUGUUGUGAGCAGAAAGUUACAGAAGUUAAUUUUUUUAAAAUGUGGUAUGUGGAAAAAAUCCCAUAUUUUAUUAAAAGAGAAACAACAUUACAUAUUUAGAUCAGACACAGUUUUCAGCUUCCAAACAGAUAAAGAAACAAUGUUUUUUUUCACUUUCACAUCACAUAGACUUUAUAGCAAAAUUAAAGAUGAAGGAAAGACCCAUAUGUGGAAUUUCUGCAUCUUUUUCUUACAGAGGAAACAACCAAAAUUCCAAAUUUGUCCUCAUUACUGCAUUUUGCUGGUGCAGUGGUACCAUGUAGUGACCUGCAAACCUCCAAAGAGCCCCCUGAAUACCAACCAUUCACUUCUGCUACUUAAAGCCUCAAUAACCUGCACUUUUGCAACUAAUCUGACACCAAACAGCCUGGCCCUGAUGGUCACCUUCUAUGGGGAACCACAUGGGAGGAAAAAAGUACUUCAGAGACACCAAUAAGGGAGGUUUGCAGCAUAAUGUAAUGGGGAAAGGAGGGGUGCAGCCAGCAAACCCCACAAGCCCAUCCCAGCGCUGAGAAUGGUCUUUCCAUCUGCCCUGAUUUCUGCCCUGCACAUCCCCCUCACCCAGGACAGUAAGGCUGA